AGGAAAGGAAAGUGAUUGAUUCGGAUCCUGACACCGCAGGAUCUGGGGGAAGCGAGACAAAGGAGCAUUGAGGCUGAUCUGUAAGGCGAAUGCAGCCCUCACGAGGGAGCAGGAUUGCUCUUCCUCCUGCGAUCUGACAGUUUACUGCGGGACCGGGACCGGGGAGAAGACAGCCUUAGAAAUCAAGGUCACCGCUGCGAAAGGAGGGAAGAGGAGACUUUCACUGAUGGACCCUGAGCCAUGGCCGCAGAGCCCCGUGUCUGAGAGGGCAGCUUAGCGCCCGGGAGUCUCAUGCGCCUUGCAGUUUGCUGAGCUGGGUGGUUUAUUACCGACAGAAAGAAAGAAUGUGGCAGCUUGUUUUCUUUACUCUGAGCUGUGAUCUGGUCCUAGCCGCAGCCUAUAGCAACUUUCGCAAGAGCAUGGACAGCAUCGGGAAGAGGCAGUAUCACGUCCGGCACGGCUCCUGCAGCUACACGUUCCUCCUGCCGGAGACGGACAACUGCCGCUCGCCCCCCAGCGCCUACGUGCCCAACGCCGUGCAGAGGGACGCGCCGCUCGACUACGACGACUCCGUGCAGCGGCUCCAGGUGCUGGAGAACAUCAUGGAGAACAACACCCAGUGGCUCAUGAAGCUUGAGAAUUACAUCCAGGACAACAUGAAGAAAGAAAUGGUGGAGAUACAACAGAACGCAGUGCAGAACCAGACCGCUGUGAUGAUAGAAAUAGGAACCAACCUGCUAAAUCAAACCGCAGAGCAGACCCGGAAGUUAACUGAUGUUGAAGCCCAAGUAUUAAAUCAGACAACAAGACUUGAACUUCAGCUUCUGGAACAUUCCCUAUCUACAAACAAAUUGGAAAAACAGAUUUUGGAUCAGACCAGUGAAAUAAACAAACUGCAAGAUAAGAACAGUUUCCUGGAAAAGAAAGUUCUAGAUAUGGAAGACAAGCACAUAGUCCAACUUCGGUCAAUCAAAGAAGAGAAAGAUCAGCUCCAGGUGUUAGUAUCCAAGCAAAAUUCCAUCAUUGAAGAACUAGAAAAACAAUUGGUGACGGCCACGGUGAAUAACUCAGUUCUGCAAAAGCAGCAACAUGAUCUGAUGGAGACAGUGCAUAAUUUACUGACUAUGAUAUCGACAUCAAACUCAGCUAAGCACUCCCUCAUUGCUAAGGAAGAACAAAUCAUCUUCAGAGAUUGCGCGGAAGCUUUCAAAUCAGGACUGACCACCAGUGGCAUCUACACGCUGACGUUCCCUAACUCCACGGAGGAGAUCAAGGCUUACUGUGACAUGGAAACAGCUGGAGGUGGGUGGACAGUUAUUCAGCGACGUGAAGAUGGCAGUGUUGAUUUUCAGAGGACUUGGAAAGAAUAUAAAGUGGGAUUUGGGAACCCUUCAGGCGAACACUGGCUGGGAAAUGAGUUUGUUUCACAAGUGACUAAUCAGAAACGCUACGUGCUUAAAAUACACCUGAAAGACUGGGAAGGGAAUGAGGCUUACUCGUUGUACGAUCAUUUCUAUCUCUCAAGCGAAGAACUCAAUUACAGGAUUCACCUUAAAGGACUCACGGGGACAGCCGGCAAAAUAAGCAGCAUAAGCCAACCAGGAAAUGAUUUUAGCACAAAGGACACAGACAACGACAAAUGUAUUUGCAAAUGUUCACAAAUGCUCACAGGAGGCUGGUGGUUUGAUGCCUGUGGUCCUUCCAACCUGAACGGAAUGUACUACCCACAGAGGCAGAACACAAAUAAAUUCAAUGGUAUUAAGUGGUACUACUGGAAAGGGUCCGGCUACUCGCUCAAGGCCACGACCAUGAUGAUCCGCCCAGCAGAUUUCUAAAUGCCUGCGCACACCUGAGGAACGGUGUCUUCCAGUUUUCAAAGACUUAAUCCCAAAGCUCUGGAAGACACAGCUGCAUGCUGCCUCCCUAUCCAGCUCGGACAGACUGCCCGCGCUCCAGACCGAGGGGACCCGCGAGCUCCCAGUUAGAGCCCCAUCAACGUCACCCCUUAAACCCGCAUCACUCAACGAACCGAAGCACAACCCCCAACGAGCCACAGCCUGGCAUGGUGACCUGGUAGAAAGCCUACGGGAAGAUAAAUUUAAGCUUGCGAAUGAGACUGACAAUUUACAGGCUCUGUUGUCACAACCAAGAAUGUUAUGUGCGAGUCGAUCAGUAAAUAACUGGAAAACAGAACACUUAUGCCAUAUAGUAGAGAUAACCUUGGAACUGCAUUCUUCUGAGCACUGUUUAUAGACUGUGUAAAUAUCCAUAUGUCCUGAAUUCAGCACCACUAUCGUAAUUAAAAGGAAGGAAAAAUUCU
Messenger RNA from Balaenoptera musculus (blue whale), 2320 nucleotides. RefSeq names its product angiopoietin 2 (gene ANGPT2). The record is from RefSeq and is a predicted model, not a curated record. The coding region runs from base 345 to 1835 and encodes 496 amino acids. Gene Ontology annotation, molecular function: receptor tyrosine kinase binding. The transcript is spliced from 9 exons. Gene Ontology annotation, biological process: angiogenesis; Tie signaling pathway. NCBI's taxonomy places the organism in Eukaryota, Metazoa, Chordata, Mammalia, Artiodactyla, Balaenopteridae.